Molecule: messenger RNA, 2121 nt
Organism: Gigantopelta aegis
Lineage: Eukaryota; Metazoa; Mollusca; Gastropoda; Neomphalida; Peltospiridae
Exons: 13
Coding region: 1-2121 (706 amino acids)
Biological process (GO): intracellular signal transduction; receptor guanylyl cyclase signaling pathway; cGMP biosynthetic process
Molecular function (GO): peptide receptor activity; guanylate cyclase activity
Source: RefSeq, a predicted model, not a curated record
AUGAGUAUCAUUGAACGUAAGAUGCAGCUUUGUGUGAAUAAACUUGAUCAAUGGGCCACUGACAAUGGCUUUAGAUUCUCCAAGGCAAAAACGACGAAGAUGUCGUGGUUAAUUUCCGAUAGCAGGCGGAUACACCCGAGCACGACACCGGACCAAGAAGAACGUGAGGCUUCCGAGACAACCAGCUCCAGUGUGUCACUGACCCCCUCCCAGCUGAACACGGCCAUCCAGGACAUCGUCCCCACGGAGAGCAGAGUCGCAAAAUGUAGAACGUUUUGGCAAGGUAACCCGAUAACGGUGAAUGGGAGACAGAUGCAAGUGCUGAAAAUCAUCGUGAUCGUGAUGAUUCCAGUCAUAAUGGCGACGGGCAUGAUCGGCAAGAUCUUCUUCAACACCGUCAAUAACUACAUCGAUGUCAACUCCUUCAGGAAGAUGCUGCUGUAUAGUAUAGACCUGGGACGGGUCAUCCACCACCUCCAGGAAGAGAGGGACAUCAGCGCCUUGUACCGGAGUUCCACGAUGGAGCAAACGAAGAAACUUCUCACGAACAAGUAUCCUGAGACUGACGUCACCAUAUCGCACCUCCCCUACUGGGCUGCUGGACCCACCCGGAACAAACCAGAGUUCCGUUCCAAAGACAAGUUUCUGUCCUUUCUGAAUAAGCACAGGUACGAACUAGACGUUCGGAACCAAACGGUGACGUUGGAGCUACAGUUUUACACCAGUCUCAUCCGCACCUUCACGUCGUGGGUGCACAACGCCAUCACGGAGCGACUAACUGGCUCUAUCUGGCGGCGACUGAUCGCCUACCACGAAAUCAUCAUCGCCAAGGAGUACAUGGGCCUGGAGCGGACGCUGGGCACGGUCUUCUACGCCAAGGGAUCCUUCAGCUCGCACGACGACUACCUCUGGUUCGCGGAGAGUCGAGAUGUCACCAUGUCAACCUUUCUCUCGGCAAAGCGCUACUCCAGGCGUGUGAAGGAACUGUUUCAGCAAAGCACUAAUGCCAAUAGCAGACUGAUGCGAGCGUUGGACCGAAUGCGCGCGCAGAUCAGGCGAAACGACCUGACGGGCGGCGGGUCUGUUGUCCUGGCUCAAUGGUGGUUCAACAACAUGACCCUCCACAUGGACAUCCUCCUGGAGACGCGCAACAAGCUGGCCGUGGACAUCAACCUAAAUCUGGAGGUGCAACAUAAGAACACACUCAGCACCAUGGUGGCCAUCUCGUGUCUGUUCGGCGGCAUCGUCUUUCUCUUCGCCACCAUCAUGUUCGCCGUCUACUCCCUCACCGACGAUAUCCAGCUGUACUCCGUCAGCCUCGCAGAAAGAACAAAAGGACUUGACAAGGAGAAUAAGCAGACAGACCAGCUCCUCUUCCAGAUGCUGCCCAGAUCGGUGGCUCGCAAACUGAAGCGUCACGAGGACGUGCCGGCCGAGUGGUUCGACUCGGCCACAAUCUUCUUCUCCGACAUCCAAGGCUUCACCAAGGUCUCAUCCAAGAGCUCGCCCAUCCAGAUCGUCUUCAUGCUCAACAACCUUUACUCCUGCUUCGACGACAUCAUCGCCAUGUACAACGUCUACAAGGUGGAAACUAUCGGAGAUGCCUACAUGGUGGCCUCGGGCGUGCCCAAACAAAGCGACCACCGCCACGAGGCAGAGAUAUGCAACAUGGCGGCACACAUCCUGAGCAGCAGCCGGAAACUCGUCAUCCCUCACCAGCCGGGAACCACCUUCAAACUGAGAAUCGGCUGUCAUAGCGGAUCGGUGGUGGCUGGAGUUGUUGGAACAAAAAUGCCGAGAUACUGUCUGUUCGGAGAAACCAUCAGCAUUGCUGCCAAGAUGGAGUCAUUGGGCAAACCUGGCAAGAUUCACAUCACUGAGAAGACGUACGAAGGCCUACGACAAUCAGACGGCUUCAUAAUCGAGGAACGUUUAGAAGAUAUUGUCAAAUAUGAGCUGGGUGUUUUUCACACGGGGGCACUGAAGACCUACUGGAUACACAAGCCGAGUGACUCGGACGUGGAGACUCAGCCAGAGGCACAUGACAAUUCAGUGGACAGUGAUGACGAAGAUGACCCGGAUGACGUGCACGUGCGAGGGAAAUCCACGGCUAUCAUGUGA